GACAGGAACAGAAACAUGGACGGAACCACGUGGCUCAGCCUUUGUCCUGGUAACGGACCCCUGCUUUGGAGGCAAAAUCACAGAUUGCUGCCAGCCCGCGGAAAAGGUGAUCUCAACCUGCAGAGGAGAGCGGAUGCGAAACUGUGGAAGAGCCACCAGCUCCAGCGCCUGGCUGAGAAGUUGCGGAGAGAGUGGCAGGAGUCGCGGUACCUGCAAGUCAGGGACCUGGACAGGCUGCAGUCAGCACGUCUGUUAGGCUGGGGAGGAGGACGGGCCACAGAAAAUAAGCCUGGCUGGGAGGGGCCCAUCCAGCCAAGAUCACCCAGGCCCCCGAGGGGCAAAGAGAAGCAGAAAACAGCCCUUAGCCAAAAGAGGAGCGGCAGGGAAGAGCUAGGCCAGCAACGACCCGGGCACACCAGGCCCCGGAAGAUGCCAGCGAGCCCAGAGAAGCCGCAGACUACAAAAGCCACAGAUCAGAUGCAUCCUCACGUGAGCCCGCCUGAGAGGAGAAAGGGAAGGCAAGAAUGUCCGGCUAAGUCUGGGGAUGGCCGCUGCGCCGUCCACCCUCGGGGCAACAGAGGGGCGGACCUAGAAUGGCAAAACCCACUCGUGGUGGCCGCGGGAGAGAUCAGGCGCGUGGAGGAAAAAGAGAACGGAACGGCCCAGGCAGGGAGGAGGCCGCCGGGGAAGGGGGCAGGUGGCUUCGUCCCAGGCCUGACCAGCUGCUCUCAGGGCCAGAGUGUGGAGGGGAGGUCGGCUGGUUCCAGCCCCGGAAGGGAAGCCGUGUCCCCAGCGUCUCAGUGCACGCUCCGGGAGAACAAGUGGCAGAAAGAGCUGGAGUUGGCCUUUGAAGAGCUGUUCAGUAUCAACAGACAGCUGAAAGAACACCUGCGCUGGUACCUGGCCCUGACGCCCGGGAUGGACCAGAGCCCUGGGGCACAGCAUGGCUUCUCAGAGACGCAAGAAUGGGGCGGGAGGGUCCCGAGAGAGAAGAUGGCACACACAGAGACGAUGCCCGCCAGGGAAUGCAGGAGCCUGGCAGAGGAGGAGGAGCGGCAGGCGGUGUCCAAGACCCACUUGAACACAUUAACGGGCAAGGUCCGGAACCAAAAAUGUCACCGCACAGUCAAGCCCACGUUUAGAAAUGGAAGUCAAACGUCUCCCAAGGCAGAGAUAUGUGUCCACAAAGUGGACUCAUUCUUGUACAGCACUGAAUCUGGGCAAGAGACCCCCAAACUGGGCACGCUGGCAGAGGGCCCCCUUCAGCUCCACCUUGAAGACCAGGCACACAGAGUAGGCUCUCAGAAAGCAGAGACGGAGCAGAGGAGACAGAAACAGCUGGAAUCGCUCGAACGAACGGAACACCCAGAUAGGAGCUUGGAAAUCCACGAGGCUGAGUUAGAAAAAGAGAGGAGAGAGCAAAGAGGAGCUGGACCGGCCCGUCUGAGGUCCCCGUCUGCGACAGCCCAGGAAAGGGAGAGCCAGUCUGAGCUCAGCACCACUUCCCUGUCGGGCACCAGCCUCACCGACGACCAGCACAGUCAGAUGAUCCGAGACCGGCAGCAGCAGAUUUUAGAGCAAAGCAAGUUGCACAAGCAGUUUCUUGCAGAAGCCAGGAAACGCUUGCGGGAGUUUCAGAACAUAUGUUAA
This is a messenger RNA of Saimiri boliviensis boliviensis (Bolivian squirrel monkey), 1650 nucleotides long. The record is from RefSeq and is a predicted model, not a curated record. Lineage: Eukaryota; Metazoa; Chordata; Mammalia; Primates; Cebidae.